AACUAUUGCACGAAAAGCUAUGAAAAUAUUUUUGAGGUUAGAAAAUUUUUCUCGCUUAUUUUACAAAAAAUCGCAUUUUUCCUCACCUCAAGUUCUUUAUUUUAGUCUAAAAAGGCAGAAUAUCCACUUUAUUUUAUAGAAAAUUUGUUAAUUUUGACAGCCCUAAAGUGAAACGGACCCGAUCAGAGAUCAUAGCCGACUCGUAGAGACUCUGGUAGAGAUGUUCUUUAUCACUUGGCCCUGGGCUUAUAUUCCAGUGUACUCUUUCAAGCAACAGCCAAUAAAUUGAAAUUGAAAGAAGAAAAAAAAAUAAUUGAAAAUAACCUUGCAUAAAGUUUUUAAAAAGACAAAAGUCAAGAGACCGUAUGUUAAUUUUUUUGAGCUUUUUGUAUAUUACCUGAUUGUACCUGAUAUUACAUCAGAUUACAAACGGAAGUCAGACUGUUGUAGAUUAAUUAUAUUAUUUAUUCAUUAUUUACUUUUAUUAUGAGUUUCAAUAUUAUUGAGAAAUAUAACGAAGAAGCCUGCGAGGCGGAAAAGCAGAUAGGGUAUAUCAAAAAUCAAAUAGCUAAAAUAGAAAACAGUAUAAAAAUUAAUAAUCAAUAUAAUUUAGAUGCAGAAGUAUCCAAGCUGUAUACAGAAAAUAUAAAACUUAAACAUCGAUUAUCUGUAUUAAAUCAGGCCAUAAAGGCAUGCUCGAAAACCAAUAAUAAAAUUGAGAAUAUUGAAAUGGAAGAUAGUAUUUUACAAAUAAUAACAAAAUUAUUUGGAAAUGCUGUUAAGUUGGCUUGUCCAGAAAUUACAGAUUUACCAAUAAUUGAUAUUUCAUUAUCAGGAAAUAAGCCGAAUUUUGGUGAUUAUCAAUGUAACUCAGCAAUGGCAUUGGCAAAUCUAUACAAACAGUUAGGAAAAAAAGUUGCUCCUAGAGUUAUUGCACAACAGAUUGUUGAACAUAUCCAACCUCAUCCUUUGGUUAACAAACUUGAUAUAGCCGGACCUGGUUUUAUAAAUAUUUUUUUAAAUAAGGAUUAUGUUCAAAAAUACCUUUCCGCAAUAUUUGAAUCUGGGGAAGUUAAACCUCCUGUAGUAAAAAAAUUAAAGGUUUUAGUGGAUUUUUCAUCUCCCAACAUUGCAAAAGAGAUGCACGUUGGACACUUAAGAUCCACAAUUAUUGGUGAUAGUAUUUCUCGUCUAUUGGAAUACUUGGGCCACGACGUUAUGCGCAUUAAUCACGUUGGCGAUUGGGGAACGCAGUUUGGCAUGUUGAUAGUGCAUUUACAGGAGAAAUUUCCUGAUUAUUUAAUCAAGUCACCACCUUUAAGCGAUCUACAAAAUUUUUAUAAGGAAGCUAAAAAACGUUUUGAUGAAGAUGAAGAGUUCAAAAAGAGAGCUUAUGCCAGCGUGGUGAAAUUGCAAUCAUUCGAACCUGAACAUACAAAGGCUUGGAAUCUUAUUUGUGAUGUAUCGCGCAAAGAACUCCAAAAAAUUUACGAUCGUCUCGACAUAAAAUUGAUCGAACGUGGCGAAUCGUUCUAUCAGACCCGAAUGGAGCAAAUUGUAAAGGAAUUAAAAACUGCUGGAUUUUUAGAAAAUGACGACGGUAGAGAAAUUAUGUGGGGCGGUGGCACUGUUCCACUUACGAUCGUAAAAUCAGACGGUGGUUAUACGUAUGAUACGUCAGAUAUGGCCGCACUGAAACAACGAAUUGAGGAAGAAAAAGUCGAUUGGGUGAUAUAUGUCACUGAUGCGGGGCAGGCCACUCAUUUUCAGACAAUUUUCGCUUGUUCCGAAAAAGUUGGCAUUCUAAAAAAAGACAAACAUCGUGUGGACCAUGUCGGAUUCGGUGUUGUUCUUGGAGAAGAUAAGAAGAAAUUUAAAACGCGCUCGGGCGAAACUGUGCGAUUGCUCGACCUCUUGGACGAAGGUUUGAACCGUUCCUUAAGUAAACUUAAGGAAAAAGAACGGGAAAAAGUACUGACCGAGGAAGAAUUGAAAACGGCUCAAGAAUCCAUAGCCUAUGGGUGUAUUAAAUACGCCGACCUCUCCCAUAACCGCAAUCACGAAUACGUGUUCUCUUUCGAUAAAAUGUUGGAGGAUCGCGGCAACACAGCCGUCUACUUAUUGUACGCCUACACCCGCAUCAAGUCGAUAGCGCGCAACGCAAACUUUACUUUGGAAAAAAUCAAGCAGGUCUCGCAAACUCACGCCAUUUCUCUCGAUCACGAAAAAGAGUGGAAAUUGGGAAAGGCACUGGCACGUUUUCCCGACGUUUUGCUCAAAAUAGCGGACGAUCUUUUCAUGCAUCACCUGUGCGAAUUCGUAUACGAAAUUGCUACGACUUUUACGGAGUUUUACGAUCAGUGUUAUUGCAUAGAGCGCAACUCGAGCGGAGAGAUUGUCAAAAUUAACGUUAGUAGAAUAUUGCUUGCCGAAGCGACUGCUAUGAUUUUAGAAAGGUGUUUUUAUAUUCUCGGACUUAAGCCUGUUUCGAAAAUGUGAGAAUAAUAAAUAUACCUGUAUAUAA
Molecule: messenger RNA, 2524 nt
Organism: Sitophilus oryzae (rice weevil)
Lineage: Eukaryota; Metazoa; Arthropoda; Insecta; Coleoptera; Curculionidae
Gene: ArgRS
Product: arginine--tRNA ligase, cytoplasmic
Exons: 8
Coding region: 487-2499 (670 amino acids)
Biological process (GO): arginyl-tRNA aminoacylation
Cellular component (GO): cytoplasm
Molecular function (GO): arginine-tRNA ligase activity; ATP binding
Source: RefSeq, a predicted model, not a curated record